Amoebophrya sp. A25 is the source of this 3680-nucleotide messenger RNA. The record is from the annotation of a GenBank genome assembly. Lineage: Eukaryota; Dinophyceae; Syndiniales; Amoebophryaceae.
CACUGUUGGAAGUAGUGACAGUCUACUCAGAAAGUAGCAGCAUUCAAUGUCAGACGAGGCUUGAUGCAGCAAAUUCUGAUAUUGCUGAACGAUCACAAGUCCAGAGUGAGCUAGGAUCCAGGCUACUAAAAAAUGAGGGAUUAGAUGAUAACAGUUUGACGAUGUCCGUCUUUCUCUUUUCUCUUUCCUCUGGCCGAAGACUUUGAAAAAAAAGCGAGACGUAAGACGGCCGGUGAAGCAUGCGCAACGCUCCGGUGGACGACCGGUGAAGCAUGUGCAACAAUGCCACGACAUGUUCGAUAUUCUUGCUGCGAAGUGGGCGGCCCCGCGAAACAACUCUUCUUCAAGAGUCUUCUUGUAGCUAGCCUCUGCGUGUCCUGCAGCUAUGCUGGAAGCGGUGUACUACGAGCUCCUCCAGCAGCAGGGGGACGUGGAGCGCGUGCGUUGUUCCGGAAAGGGAGGCCUCCUAUUAUGUCUCGUAUACGUUCUGAGAAAAUAAGAAUAACACUUUCAAAUACUUAUAACCUACAGCUUUGAAGACGUAGACCACAGCAGCUAAACAAAGCUAGAAGUAUAUGCAUGAUAGUGAUGUAAGGCAGUCUUCCAUCCUUUGCGUCUAAAUUGAGCCCCCUAAAAGAUAGCAGAAGGGGCACAACUUCCUGGAAGGGGUCCAGUUCGAUGGCUUUGGCGAAUGUUCGUGAUAACGGUUCUACAUCCAGUAAUGUCUUAUGGCGACCUUUCUGAGACUGUCUCUUUCUUAGCUGAAGUAUAUUCUCACGUUACUCUAGUACGAGUAUGAUCUGUCUGAAUAAUUCACGGGACUUUUGCUGUACUAGCUUACAACUGUUCCUCUUUCCUAAUCCUAUAAUCUUCACUGCUUUUGUAUUUCUGGUCUCGAAUAGUAAUAGAUCCAUCAAUGAUGUUUUGAUAUCUUCUAAGUUUCUUUGCUGGCGGAACUGACAGGUCUCUAUCGAGUGAGCUGCUUUCCCUACUAGUUCCGGAGGACUGCGAUUGUUUCGAUGACGCUGGUGUCUGUUUCAAGCCUGUGUGUCCUAGAGGCACCUUCAAAUGCUGCUUCUCGUGCGAGUGGUCGUCCUGUUGGAAGGAAGGUACUUGUACGAGUCUUACCCACGAAAGAAGUUUGGAGAUUACCUAGUUCUCCCUUCAUGGCUUAUCAAUCUGCUUUACAUCUUAUGGCUGCUCAAACAGAUACGAGGUUGUCUGGAUAUGACUACGAGGUCUCUCGUAAGAGUUGAUGCUCUCUUUUGCUGAAUUCAAUAACAGGUUUCUCGGAAGAGUUGACUCUCUCUUUUCGUGGCAUCUACGAAUGUUUACCAUGUCGACGAGGCGACUUCUGUCCUGGAUGCGAUGCAUUCGAGAGAUGUCCGAUGGAAGCGCGUUUCCACUACGAAAUUUAAGAUUCGCGAAUCUAGUCCUUGAAUAUACUUCUUUUAUUAAGUGUUUUUUCAGUAGCUCGAUUUAAUGAAUGUACGUCCACUUAAGAACGACGAGAUGUUAGUUGUGGGAAUCACGUCUCUCCUUGAGCCUACCUCGUCUUUGACUCAAUACAUAGUUCUCUACAACUGUCUCACAAGAAGGUUCUUUCAAGGCAAGAAGUUUCUUUCAACACAAGACACAGUUCUCUACAACUGUCUCACAAGAAGUUUCUUUCAAGGCAAGAAGUUUCUAAUUUACGCGAAAGACAGUCGCGAGUCCGAAAAUAUCUGCUAUCGGAGCCGGGUUUGAAAGGGAGUGUCAGACGUGUCCUACGUCGGGAGAGGCGGAUUAUGCUAAUGAUCGCUGUCUUCCCUCACCAUGGCGACAUGCAUGUGACGAAGAAAAAUUAGAAAACUGCAUCGAUUGGGAGUGUCGAUUAUGUUGAUGGGAUUUGUUUGAUAAAGAACUAGAGAUUCAGCGAAGCCGUGGGUCCAAUCUGAACCGACUAACAUCAUCACCAUGAAAGAGCUAGAUGACAUCAUAGGUCUCUCCCUCCCCCUUCUCUCUCCCAACUGUUCUCUCUCUCAACUGUUCUCUCCCCCAACUAUUCUCUCUCCCAACUAUUCUCUCUCCCAACUAUUCUCUCUCCCAACUAUUAUCUCUGCCCCAUCUCUCCUUCAUUCGCCGACGUCGAGGAGACACUGGAUUACGAAUGCGAGAGGCUGAAUUGUCGAAUGCGUUGUGCUAAGGAGCAAAGCCCAGAAUGUCUCAACACGUUCCAAGAAAUGUGUAGAGAAAUGACAACAAGACAGAUAGGGGAAGAUGGGGUAUUUUGAUAUAUUCUUUGACACGGUCGUCUUUAAAUGUCAUCAUCAACACGGUCUUCAAAUGUUGACUGUGAGGAAAUGUGAAAGACAGAUAGGGGAAGAUGGGGUAUUUUGAUAUGUUAGUUUCGGUACGUAGUACUUGUGAAGGAGUUUUUGGGUAGUUAGAAAUUAGAAAGAUACUUUGUUGGGAGGAUCAGCGAGGAAGAUUUACGCAAGCAUUUGUACUGAUGUAGGGGCGCGUUUAGAUUAAACAUGGCAUAGAAAUUUUUUCUUCACUACUCGACGUAACUUGUGGAUGAUAUAAAUAAAUUGAAUUCUUUUUUCACACCAGGUCCCAAUUGCGGCGCAGUCGGAAGUUCUGACGGGUCUAGACCUGCAGAUACAGGAUACUGGAGUCGCAUGGAUUGAACCAAUACCAUUGCGAGAACGCUGUAACGCAGACUGCAACUCAGCUCUUAGAAUGUACGGAGCAUUCAGUCGGGUCGCGGUGGUUGUUUCGGUCCUUGCGAAUUUCAUGAUGUUUAGUUUUGCCAGAGCCUGAUCAUGAAGAACGGCUGGUUCUAUUAUGGCUUCAUCAUGAAGAAAGGGUUCCAUGAUAGGUAGCCUUAGACGUCGUAGUAAAUCGAUAGUUUUCUCGGUUGUAGUACUUAAACGAUUUAUGAUCUAGUAGAGGUUUUGGACGAUAUUAGGCCAAGGCCAGGGUCAUCUCAGUACAUCAACAAUUUUUGGAAUGAAGCUCAUGUUCCAUUAAGUACUUAAGAGAUUACGAUUAGUCAAGCACGAGUACUAUUUCCUGUGUAUAAUGAUUCCUAGAAUUGAACACAUUUCUGUCCCAGGAGCAUAUUAUUUUUGUCUGUUUGAGUACGCUUGAAGUAGAAUAAGUCUUUUUUUUCACAAUAAUCUUGAUGUCCAAGAAGUUGAAAAUGUAGGAAAAUACAUUCUGUGCUGUUGUAUAGAUGUGGACAACAUGUGAUUCUUAGUUAUCCUCAACCUAGUUAAACAAAACCACCAGGAGGUCUAUGCUCUUCACCUUCUCACCAUAUUCGUGGGUAAAUACCAGUCGUCACGCAUAACAAGUAUCAGGUAUGUUUUGCAGUAUUAAGUGGGCAGAAGGUUUUGCAGAAUGAUUGAGUCAGUAAGUAGCAAGUGCAAACAUAAUUCGUUAGGUAAGCGAUCACCUCUGCGACUCUUGACCUGUUUGUUUAUAGAAGGUGCCCAAUGGAUCGAUUGAAUGAUACGAUUGAACAUCUUGUUGGGAAAGGAGAACGAAGGUGAUGUAAGGGCAAUGUUCCUCGUUUAAGGGGAUGCACAGAUGAUAUGUGGCUUGAGUUACGGCAUAGGAGCGCAAGUGGAAGCACACCGACCAACAGGCACUUUGGUACAAUUUCUUAAGGUGUGAUGAGCAUGAAAUGGUUG